This is a messenger RNA of Naegleria gruberi, 798 nucleotides long. RefSeq lists its product as uncharacterized. The coding region runs from base 1 to 798 and encodes 265 amino acids. The transcript has a single exon. The record is from RefSeq and is a predicted model, not a curated record. Lineage: Eukaryota; Heterolobosea; Eutetramitea; Acrasida; Naegleriidae.
AUGCUAACACGAAGCAAGAGAAACAAUCUGCAAAACAAGAGGAGACUCUACUCUGAAGCCAUUAAAUAUUACUCUUCAUCCGAAGAAUCAGAAGAGGACGAUGAAACAGAAAGUGAACAAGAAGAUAACCAACCAAAUAAUGGUGAAAAUGCUCAAGGAGAUGAUGAAUAUAAUUAUUCUUCACCCGAAGAAGAAUUCGCAUCAGAUAUUUCCAAUGAUGAUGAAACACCAAAUAUCAAACACAACAAAAAGAAGAGAAAACGCAAUUCAUCACCGGAAGAGGAAUCCAGGAAUACUUUUGAAUCACCAAUUAUUAUUGAUGAUCAAUCCUCUCCUAUUGAUUUAUUAACACCUCCCACCACAACAACAAAUUCAAAAUCAAAUUCUUCACAUCAUUUAGGUGAUGAAACAAUAAUUCUCUCCGAUUCAUCUGAAGUUUCAGUCAUUAUUGAUAUAUCAGAUUUUUCUAACAACAAUAGUUCGUGCUCAUUGAAUCAAUGUGCAGAUGAUCAUCAACAUGGUAAUUCACCAUCACCACCACUGAAUUAUCCUCCUUCACCACCACAUUUUCAAGAGAUGAUGGCGCAACCAACUUUAAACGAAAAGUUUGCAUCAUCACCAUCAGCAACAUGUUUGGAAAAUAAAGCAGCUGAAGGUAGUGAAGAUCAUGAACCCCCAUUGUUGGAGCCAAUUGAAGAGUUUCAAGUGAAUACUGAACCAGAAAGUCAAUUAGAAGAUGAUAACAUUUCUUUGGACUUUAAUAUCCUCAAAUUGGCAGGUCAAAAGUCUUGUCACUAG